Molecule: messenger RNA, 900 nt
Organism: Verticillium nonalfalfae
Lineage: Eukaryota; Fungi; Ascomycota; Sordariomycetes; Glomerellales; Plectosphaerellaceae
Exons: 1
Coding region: 1-900 (299 amino acids)
Biological process (GO): spindle assembly
Cellular component (GO): cytosol; HAUS complex
Source: RefSeq, a predicted model, not a curated record
AUGGCCCAUCUUGACCACGCAGCAAUCUUCUCGCCCUCGGUCGCACGCAUCGCCGCGUCAACGGCAAAAGACUGGUCCUUCGUUGACACAUGGCUAGCCUCCAAAUUCCCAGGCCGGGCCGCCCCGUCCUUCGAGCGCAACCCUGACACGCUCAGGGUUCUGCUCUCUCUGGCGACCCUCAAUGAAACCGCAGACGAGGAGCGUCAGCUCUUUGCGCGCGCCGAGGCCUCUGCCCGCAGGGAGCUAUCGCAGGCCGCCGACCGAGGUGCUGACCAUGCCUCAAUGCAAUCGGACCUCCUUGAGGCUAUCGAAGAAGCGCUGCCCCAAGACGGACGCAAUGCCCUCGAUGCACUGGCGUCGCUCUCCGUUGAUCUCGGCAACCCUCAGCCGACACCUCAUGAACUCGGCGUCACGCUUGUCCAACUCCAGGCACAGGCGCAGGAGACAGAGGAGAGGCGUGCCCGCCUGACAGAUCUUCAAUCUCACGUGGAUGCGGAGAAAAUCGCCAUUGCAGAUCUGCUACGUGACUUGCAGGGCUGGAAGUUCAAGCCUUCGGCCGAGCUGCCGCGACAGAAUGUGGAAUUGCAAAGAAAAAUCAAAGCUCUCUCCAACAAAUUGCCCGAGCUCGAGGACCGUCUAAAAGCCAUUGACACGGCCCCAGCCGCCUUUCAUCCCACCAUUGAUCAAAUUGCGCGAGAGGAGUCGGCAUAUAGAAGUCUCUUGAAUCGCAAGAUGGAUCUCGAUUCUCAGAUAGCUCCGUUUGCCGGCCUUCCUCACGACGCUGAUGCUGCCAGAGACCAACUGGAAGCUUUACGCAGCGAACUUCAAUCACUCACACGCCGAAGAGAUGCCGUUUUCGAGAGUCUCGUGGAACGUGAGAGUCCCCGGAAAAGAUCAUGA